This is a messenger RNA of Fulvia fulva, 1161 nucleotides long. RefSeq lists its product as uncharacterized. The transcript has 2 exons. The coding region runs from base 1 to 1161 and encodes 386 amino acids. The record is from RefSeq and is a predicted model, not a curated record. NCBI's taxonomy places the organism in Eukaryota, Fungi, Ascomycota, Dothideomycetes, Mycosphaerellales, Mycosphaerellaceae.
AUGAUGCCAAAUACAAGCUCGAACAUAAGCCCUGGGCACCCACUGGAGCGCAUCGCGCGAUACCUCAAUCCUUCAGACCUAGCAGCUUUCCGUCAAGCAUGCGCAGACCCCGAAAUGACAAUGCAAGCCAUAGCAGACUCAUGGCUGAGCACCUGGAGAACAAGCCUUAUGGGGUCGGACAUUCAGCGUCUGGAGACCCUGGCAGCAGAUGAAGACUUGGCAAAACAUGUGAACGUCAUCAGCAUCGCUGACGACAGUGAAUCGCUCGAUCCGUAUGUCACUUCGGAACUGCCGUCUCUUGAGCGAAGUUACGACAUCUGGCCCCGGAACGAUGCUGGUACAGUCGUAUCAAGCGAGAUCGGCGUUGCAGCGCUUCAAGCUCUUUUCCGGCAGCAACGGCUUCGCCCCGAGACGAUAGUGAUUCGAGAUUACCGCAUCGCUGCAGUAAACUUUGAUCUUUGCUCGGAAAUGUCCGUGGUACGGAAUCUCUUCGUACCAAAAGCGUUCGAUCGGUCCGAUCAAAGCCCAGUAUUCGCUCUUGCAAGAGACGUAAUUCGAAGCAGUGAUCUGGCAAUAACGUCAAUUCAGCUCAAGCCUGGUACAGAUCCAUCAUCCCAAGGCUCCGCUCUCAGUCUACCACGCUUCCAGAACCAGGCGAGUACUCUUGUACUGGGCUCUCCUGGCGUAUCAGUCGUGCGCAUUCAUCUCUCGCCCGCACAUCAGGGUCGAAGCUUUGGGUUCUCCAUGCUGAAAUCGGCAGAGCUACGCCUGGACGAUGAGUGCGCCCCGUACUGGAUUGAGCAGGUCUUCUGCCGUGCCGUGGCGCUAGACGCUCUGCACAUCUCGAUCAGGUGUCAAUUGGGCACGACGAUACCUGCGGAGAAAGUCUUGAUGAAGCUGAGAACAUUCAGCCUGGCCCACUCGAGAGUUCCCGCAGAAGCUAUAUACAGCUUCUUGUCGGCGUCAGCACACACUUUGGCCGAGCUUGAGCUCCGUCAGGUGACGCUCGCCUUUGGUUUCACGUGGUCAGAAGUGCUGUCGACGCUGGCGACGAGGCUCGUAGCGAUGACUUCGUUUAGUCUGCAGCUUCUGAGAGAAGCAGCUGAAGGUUACAUGCCUCUUGACUGGUGCGAUCUAAUGGAAGAGCACUUGGAAGAGUAG